AUGGCACCAAACUCGCGAAUCUUCCUUACCAGACACGCCCAAGCCCAGCACAAUGUCGACCUUGAUUAUAUGGGCAAUCCCGACUCUCCUCUGACUGCCCUCGGCAAGAAGCAGGCUGCAUCUUUGGCACAUCAGAUUCCGCAGCUACAGCAGGAAGCCGACCUCAUCGUUUCUUCACCACUCAAGCGUACUUUGCAGACUACCAAGCUAGGAUGGGGUCCCGCAGUCGAGCGCCUGGGAGGCAUCAAGAAAGUCGUUACUCUUCCACAAGCUCAGGAAGUCAACGACUACCCAUGCGACACAGGAUCAUCCAAGGAAAUCCUCGAAGCCGAUCCAGAGUUUGCAGAAUUCGAUUUCUCUUCGCUCACCCCAGACUGGACCAGCAAACGAGGCUUCUGGGCCGACGAUGCUGGGACGGUGCGAAAGCGUGCCCAGUGGGUCCGCCAGUGGCUCAGAGAGCGCCCAGAAGCCAACAUCGUUCUUGUCGCUCACGGCGACAUCUUGAGAAGGAUCACCGGCAACGAGAGUGGACCAAGCACUUACAUGUGGAAGAACGCCGAAGUCAGAGAGUUCCCAUUCCGUCCUGACACCGUUGAGAAGGACGAAGCAUACCUUCACCAGGAGGAGAAUAUCGCCGCCGCUGGUGGAUAUGCACCAAGUUCGACAGAGGCCGAUAUCAUCCAGGCCGGUCAGGAGCAAAGAUUGUGA
Fulvia fulva is the source of this 708-nucleotide messenger RNA. RefSeq names its product putative phosphatase. The transcript has 2 exons. Gene Ontology annotation, molecular function: phosphatase activity. Gene Ontology annotation, cellular component: cytoplasm. Lineage: Eukaryota; Fungi; Ascomycota; Dothideomycetes; Mycosphaerellales; Mycosphaerellaceae. The record is from RefSeq and is a predicted model, not a curated record. The coding region runs from base 1 to 708 and encodes 235 amino acids.